Molecule: messenger RNA, 906 nt
Organism: Arachis duranensis
Lineage: Eukaryota; Viridiplantae; Streptophyta; Magnoliopsida; Fabales; Fabaceae
Product: protein FAR-RED ELONGATED HYPOCOTYL 3-like
Exons: 4
Coding region: 1-906 (301 amino acids)
Molecular function (GO): zinc ion binding
Source: RefSeq, a predicted model, not a curated record
AUGAAAGAGAAGAAUCCGAAUUUCUUUUUUGAGCUCGAACUCGAGGAGGAUCAAUCAAUUAAGCUGGCUUUUUGGGCCGACGCAAGAAGCAGAGCCGCCUUUGAGUAUUUCGGAGACGUCAUUUCAUUCGACACCACCUACAAUACAAACAGCAAAGACUCAUUCGAUAGGAAUUGGAACGAUUUUCUGGUGAAUUUUGGUCUUGCGGACAACAGGUGGAUUUCAGUCGGAGAACAAGUUUCCAGCUCAAUAUUCGACAAUUUCGCGGUUACCUACGACUCAGUUGCAGCUGAGGUAAAAUGCCAAUGCUUAUUAUUCGAGUCGAGAGGGAUACUGUGCCGUCACGCACUAAGCGUGUUAAGCUUCGAACAAGUAAGCCAAGUGUCCCCUAGAUACAUACUGGAACGAUGGAGCAAGAAGGUAAAGAGGCGACACACACACAUCAAGAGCAGCCACGACGAGCCACUAAUGGAGCCAAGAAGCAAGAGGUUCGACCAAUUGGUUUUUCGUUCGCAAAAUAUUUGCGAAUUUGCCUCCGAAUCGGAGGAGCUGACUGCAAUUCUGCACCGUGCGUACGAUAACGUCAUGGCCGAGAUGGAAGCAUUAAAAGGCAAAAGGAAGGGGACAUCUUCUUUAUCCCACGAAGAUGCCAACUUGGAAUCCGUUAACGAGCUUCAAAGCCCGCCAAGGAUUCGAACAAGAGGACGUCCAAAAAACAGGCUAGGUUCAAAGCUGGAGAAACAGAUUGCAAAUGCCACAAAGAAGAAGAAGACGAAAGUUUUAAGCGAGAUAAACCUGUUUGAUGCUGCAUCAGUGGCGCAUUCAAGUUGCAGCCAAUAUCAGGGACAAGUUAUAAAUUAUCAGUUCAGGGUACCAGCAGCAGGGGAUAACUCUUUGGGUGUAUAG